Messenger RNA from Anguilla anguilla (European eel), 4878 nucleotides. It is a transcript of the gene ccdc22, whose product is annotated as coiled-coil domain containing 22. Gene Ontology annotation, molecular function: cullin family protein binding. Gene Ontology annotation, biological process: positive regulation of ubiquitin-dependent protein catabolic process. Bases 404 to 2317 code for a protein of 637 amino acids. The record is from RefSeq and is a predicted model, not a curated record. The transcript is spliced from 16 exons. NCBI's taxonomy places the organism in Eukaryota, Metazoa, Chordata, Actinopteri, Anguilliformes, Anguillidae.
GACUUCCUGCCUCCCAUCACAAGCAGAAUAUGUAAAAGUCGGGAUAUGUGACAGUUCUGUUUGUGAAACCCUUUUAGCCACAGAAAAAUAUAAUGCUUUAAAGCCCACAGUGCACUACAUUUUAAAAUUAUAACUCGACUAACUACAAUGGACGCUGUACUUUUCUUUGAAUAGCUAACGUUUUUCGGUUGGUGACGCUUGGAAUAGUUGCAAGCAGCUACUUGCUAGCCUGGUAUUUAAAGGCAAAGUUAGCUGGUUUGCUAACCGCCUUUAUAGCCAGUCUAGCGAGCGUAUCUUCUCUGCUAGCCAAGCUAGGGUAACUGAAUUUCUUAUUUUGCUACAGAAGGUAUUAUCUUUGCAGACUGUAAAGCAUUCUUCUGACAGAAACAAUUAUACAUUUACAAUGGAGGAGGUUGAUAGAAUUUUAAUUCAUUCGCUCAGACAGACUGGAACGGAGAUUGGGGACGAUGUGGACAGUGUUAAGCAGUUCUCCAGUGAGUUGAUUGUGGAGGCAGUGGUGCGGUGCCUGCGGGUGAUUGACCCCCCCCUGGGUAACGGUCUGUCCCCCUCGCUCCCCCCCGGCAUGUCGGCCCGUUUCCGGCUGGGCAUGAGCCUCGCCCAGGCCUGCCAGGACCUUGGUUAUAAAGGGGAGAUUGGAUACCAGACCUUCCUGUACAGCAGUGAGCCGGAAAUCCGCUCCCUGCUCAUGUUCCUGGUGGAGAAACUGCCCAGAGCCAGCGCAGAGGCCUCCGACCAGCCUGCAGGUAAGUCCGCUCUCCUGCAGAAGGCCAUCGCUGCCCAGAUUAGGGCCCAGCUCGCCCUGCCUUGGGUCCCGCCCACCUGCCGGCUGCCCCUCCUCUGCCAGACACAGAGCGCCGGUGUGAGUGCCGGUUUCCGGUCGCAGGCCCUGAGUUUGCCACACGCUAAAGGCCUGGGGAAGCCUCCGGUCAAAGAGGUGGCAGACUAUUGCCGGGAUUUCCUGCCUCCUGUGACUGCCCAGCCUUCCCAGCAUGCCUCAGUGCCCGCCUCCCUGCUGGAGCGCCACGCCCUGGACCUCAGUGCGGCCCAGGAGUGGGAGAACGAGUGGAACAGCCAGGGCUUGCUCACCCGCCUGAGCCCAGAGGCGUAUCGCUCCAGGAAGCGGGCGCGGCUGCAGAAGCGGGUGGAGGAGCAGCUGAGGGCCGCCGCCCAGCCGCGCUCGAACGCCCCGCUCGCCCCGCGCUCCGGGCCCGACCUGGCCGAGCUGCUGCAGUCCAUCGGCGGGGCGGGCGCCGGGGGGAACGUCCUGGCCAAGGGCACGCGCUUCACCCACACCGAGAAGUUCACCUUCACACAGGAGCCCGAGGCCUCCAGCCAGCAGAUGGCGGCGGCGAGCGCCAUGCCCAGCUCUCGGCAGUCGGAGGAGGACCUGCUGGCCCAGCAGCAGGAUGAGAUGCAGGCCCUGCAGCAGCAGCUGCAGCAGCUGUCCGUCCGCAUGGAGGAAGUGGGCGGGGAUAUGAAGCAGCUCUCCGUGUCAAUCACUCAGGUCUCAGAUGAGCUGAAACAGAGGGAGCUCAGUAACAGUGAGAAGGAGUGCAGUGUGAGGGUGAAGAAGCAGACCAUCGACCUCCUGCCCGACGCUGAGAACAACCUGGCCAAGCUACAGACUCUGGUGGAGAGCAGUGCGAAGCGUGUGGUGAGUCUGGCGUCUCAGUGGGAGAAGCACAGGGCCCCACUCAUAGAGGAGCGCCGCCGGCUCAAAGAGCUCUGCAGUAACAGAGAGCUGGAAUCAUCCCGCAAGCUGUCCGAAAUCAAGGACCUUCACGAUAAAAUCCGGCAGUCUGCAGACGAGGCCAAGAAGAAGGAGGGACUCUACAAACAGCUGAUAACGGAGUUUGAGAACCUUCCCAAAGACGUGUCGCGCUCCGCCUACACACAGAGGAUCCUGGAGAUCGUCGGGAACAUACGGAAACAGAAGGAGGAGAUCACAAAGAUUUUGUCGGACACAAAGGAUCUUCAGAAAGAAAUUAACAGCCUUACUGGCAAACUGGACCGCACUUUCGCCGUGACCGAUGAGCUGGUCUUUAAGGACGCUAAGAAAGACGAGUCUGUGCGCAAGUCCUAUAAGUACCUGGCUGCCUUGCAUGAGAACUGCACCCAACUGAUCCAAACCAUCGAAGAUACAGGCACCAUAAUGAGAGAGAUCCGCGAUCUGGAAGAACAGAUUGAGACGGAGAACGGGAAGAAGACGGUCAGUAACCUGGAGAAGAUCCUGGAGGACUACAAGGCCAUUCGGCAGGAAAACUCUGCCCUGGCAACCAAAAUCAGAGAGGCUUGACGUGCGGACGGCGUGACACGGUGCGCCUCCUUGGUGCGUGGAGGUAUAACUGCAGGCAGGGACUCGCUGCUGACCACAAAGCCUGGGAACAAGCUCCACCUCCUGGCCUCGCCCGUCCAAUCACCCGAAGGGGUGGGACCUGCCAUGUAACGCUGUGACUUACGCAUCACUGACUCUGCAGAAAUGCUGGAUCCCUGACCUGCUGGAUCCCUCGCCUCCUGGUGUCUGAGCGUGACGUUUCGAGCUGGUAGCGGGAAAGAAAUGAAGAUGGGUGGAUAUGCAGAAGGAUAGAAAGGACAGCGCUGACAUCACUCCGUGUCUGGAGGUUAAGCCAAAUCUGGCUGAAACUGAUCACGUCUUAUGUUCAGGACAACAGAAAGCAAGGGUGUUCUCUCUGGGAAACGGGGAAUAACACUGACUGAACUUUAAUUUGCUCUGCGAUGCAUUUUCUCCUCUUUGCCUACGCAUUUUGACGGUUGAGGUGAGAUAUUUAGUGGCGAAGGCUGUUCUCUGCUCAGAGUCUCUGUGGUGCAGGCAGGAGGGCCAUGGAGCCCUGCCUUCUGCAUUUCAUUUCAUCAGCAGUUCUGAUUCACAGCGCUGGCUUUGCUGCGCGGUAACGAUUUCUUUUCUUUUUUUUUUGUUUUGUCCUGAAUCAUCCAACUGGUUGAAAUGAAUGCCCGCGUGACACGUGUGCUCCCAGCCAAUCAGCGAAUCACUGGCGAAUGGUUAGCUCCACCCAUUUUGUUGCUGAAAAAGCCUUGCCUGUCCAACCAGCACUCCUUACCUGUCUGUUUACAACCUCUGUGCUGCUUUGAUCUGUCCGUCUCUGUCCCUGCCUGAACUUGUGCCGUUUGAGUUUUAUUGCUUUAUUGGAGCCUUAUCAGAUUUAAUUUCCUUAAUGACCUUAAUGUUGCAGUAAUGAAUGGGCUGAACUGGCCUUCAGGCUUUAGGCCUGUGUCUCCAUGCUCUCCCAGGGGUCCAGUCCGCUCCUGCAGGGUCACACUGAACCCUGAGCGAGAGAGAGAAGGAGAGGGACAGACUGCUGGCAGACUUUUUAAAAGUUCCUCUUGCUUGUUUUUUUGCCAUUGUGUAUCGUAACUGUGACUACCUUGAAUUUAACCGAUCAAAAUGUUUUUACUUUCCAUUGCAAAGCAGUGAUUGGCUGUGAAUAAGCCACUGAUUGCGCUUCACUAAAUCUCACAAUUCUGUUAAUAAAUUGCACCAUUAACUAAUCUUAGUCUUGUUAAUGAGCCAGUCUUCUCUAGUCUCAUAACUCCCUUUAAUUAGCCUUAAUGAGGCUUGGCCUUCUGAGCGUGUUGAUUGGAUUAGUAGCUCAGGCCAAAGGUUCUUGCUCAAGUUUGGAUGAGAGCUUUCCCAGGCUUGGUUUCUUAUUUAAAUGCGGCAUUGAUAUUAAUACUGAAAUGAGAUGCAGAUUCAUAAACAGUUAAUGAGUUGUAGAUACUUAUAUGCAAUGUUGCUACAUGAUACUGAUCGCGUGAAUCUGUUGAAACCACUAGCAUCGAUUCAGCAUCCCACUGCUAUUGUGGGGUAGUAUCCUUAGUUUUGUUGUUUCUUAUGUUAUUAUCUGUGCACAUCCUCUCUUCUUCCUCCCUUUCUCUCUCCUUCCCUGCCUCUCUUUCUCUCUCCCUCUCUUGCACUCUUUCUCUCUUCCUUGCUCUCUCUCUCCCUACCUGGCUUUCUUCCUCCCUUCCACUCUCCCUCUCUCCCUCCCUGCCUGUCAGUCAGGCUGGAGUCAGUACUGAAUAGACACAUUCUCCCCCUUCAGUUCCGCCUUCAUACCGACGACGCUGCGCAGUCGCCAUGGUGACGGGUUUUUAUUGCAAGACAUCCUCUUGCCGCGGCGUCACAUGCCCGUCAUCUCGCUCACCACCGCAGGUCACCUCCCGCUUCUCUCCGGCACGUUUUCAGCUCUAAUCCCGUGGCUUUUCGGCCGCUGCUGUGACUUCGUGUUUCUGAACGGUCAGCUUUCAUUGGCUGUCAGAUGGGCUCAAGAACCAUGAUGAGUGUAACUGUGACAUAUGCUCUGACUCAUGUCAUUCUGUACUGAAAUGUGCUAAGAGUCUGGAGGUACUUCCCAGGGCGGUUAUGCUAUCUCAUAAGAGUCAAUAGUAAUGGCCGUUUCUCCACUUAAGCUCGUGCUGGAAAUGUGUUCUCUGUUUGUUGACAGCGCUGUCCCUUGAAAUUAUGACCAUUUGAAUUUGUACAAAAAAAAGUUCACUUCAUGUGCCAUUAUCUUUGUAUUUACAACAGGAUAUAAAAAAAUCGGUCGAUUGCAUUAGUUUAAAUCAGUUGCCCAAGUUUUUGAGAUAUUUAAAUAAUACAGCAAACUUAAGUAGCCGAUGCUUAAUUAUGCUGUGAUUUGUGUUCAUCUCUGUUCAUCGCUCCUGUGGUCGUGUCGGUUGUCUCAGAUAGUGAGAGUCGAUGCUCCUGUUGACUAAUCCCAUGUAAAGAUGUACUGAACAGACCCUGCAUUGUCAGGCCAGGAGGAAGAUGGUGGCUCGUUGCUCAACUCGAUUCAUUAAAGCGAUUAAUUUAAUCCA